CCGCGCUGACUGACGGCUUAGGGUUAACACCUCCUUCUAGGCGGCAGCAGAGCCUUGGCUAGCUGGUAAAGGCGGGGAGGGAGGAAGAAAGAGUGAGAGGGGUAGAGAGGGCCCGCGGUAAGGAGCAUGUGCUAGGGAGUCCAGUAACCAGGGACAACCACAGCAACAGAGCUCCCUUGGAGGAGGAGAAGGAGGAGGAGGAAGAAGAGGAGGAGAAUAAGGAGGAGGAGAAGGAGAAGGCAGAGAGCGGCUCCGCAGCCCCGCAGCCCCGCAGCCCCGCAGCCCCGCGCCCCCGCGCCCCCGCGCCUCCGGGCCUCCUCCCGGAGCCAGCACUGAGCAAACCCCGCGGGCGGGCGGCAGGAUUUGGGAACCGUAGGAGGAGAGAGACUGAGGCUACCGCCCCCGGGCCUGCAGAGCCAGCUCCCAGCGGGCUGGGGAUGUAAAAGGCUUUCCAGAUCUCUAUCCCCGGCCUCUCUCUGAGUCCCUCCAGGAGCUCAGGGCGCGCAGUGCUUUGCAAGCUAGAACCUUGAUCCAGGACCGAGAGAGCGGGAGACAAAGACCCCUAAAGCCCCCCGCCCCUGCCCCUGCCCCUGUCCCUGCCUCUGCCUGCGGAUCCCCUGUUCCCGAGCCGGUGCAGGGCCGCCUGGGACGAAACCCCGCGGCGGGACUGGGGAGAGCCGGCUGGGCCCGGAGCCGCUCCGGGGUUUAUGCCCUAGUCGGUUCGGGCCCGGCGGGGGACGUGGCCGCAGAGGAUGGGGAAAUCCAACAGCAAGUUAAAGCCUGAAGUAGUAGAAGAACUGACCAGAAAGACCUACUUUACUGAGAAGGAAGUCCAGCAGUGGUACAAAGGUUUCAUCAAGGACUGUCCCAGUGGUCAGCUGGAUGCUGCAGGAUUCCAGAAGAUCUACAAACAGUUCUUCCCCUUUGGUGACCCCACCAAGUUUGCUACGUUUGUUUUCAAUGUCUUUGAUGAAAACAAAGACGGAAGGAUAGAAUUCUCCGAGUUCAUCCAGGCACUGUCGGUGACCUCUCGUGGGACCUUGGAUGAGAAACUAAGAUGGGCAUUCAAGCUUUAUGACUUGGAUAAUGAUGGCUACAUCACAAGGAAUGAAAUGCUGGACAUUGUGGAUGCCAUUUACCAGAUGGUGGGUAACACUGUGGAGCUUCCAGAAGAGGAGAACACCCCAGAAAAGAGGGUGGAUCGGAUCUUUGCCAUGAUGGACAAGAAUUCAGAUGGAAAGCUGACACUGCAAGAGUUCCAGGAGGGCUCAAAGGCUGAUCCUUCCAUUGUCCAGGCACUCUCCCUCUACGAUGGGCUUGUAUAGUCCUAGGGCCAGAGCAGGGAUGCCUGCAGACUGCCUGCCUCCCUCUGUGCCAUCAGACCACCUCAGUAAUGAAGCUCGUCCACUUGUCUCUCUCCAGCCUUCCUUUACGCACAGCAGGGCUGCACACAAAAUGUGAGGUCCCUUUCCCCUGCCCCUUCUCACCCUCCGCAUCCCCUUACUGUGCCCUGAAGUCACUAUCUCCAUUUGCCAACUUCUGCUUGUCGGAGGAAAAACAGCGGCGAUCAUCUGCAGAACAAGGCCACCUUUGCAUCACAGAAGAGCCUCGUUGUUUCUCUCUCAUGCCCCUGCUUUUAUUUUUCAUUUGGAACAGACAUUUUUUAAAAUGCCCUUCUGUUCUAGAAAAUGUAGACUGAAGAAUGAUAAUGGUCCUGGGUUAUUCAGAAAACUCUCCAGCUUCCUUCCUACUGGUGGCUGGAACGAUUGUUGGGAAGAUAUCUCUUUUGUUCUUGGUUUGGGCCAGAUGUAUUUGGGAGAUGAUGGAUGUUUCUUGUCAUCCGGUCCUUUUAGCAGCAAAACAACCUGUGGGGCUAGGAUGAUUUAUUAUUAUUAAUUAUUAUCAUUAUUAUUUUUUCGUGAUAUCAGUAUUGUGUUUUUUUGUGGGAAAGUGAGUUUUUUUAUACAUAUAUAUGAUCAAUAUCUUUAUUUAUUGGUUGUUAACUGUUGCUGCUGUCUGGUAUGUCUGAGCCCCCAAGUAUCCAGGGGCAAAACGUUUACAUGUGCACGCGCCCCCCAUGCUCGCUCAGGAGGACGGUGGCCCACAGUGGCCAAGAAGCCAAAAAUACUUUCCCAGAUACUGUGCUUGGUUUUUGGAGUGGGGUUAGGGAUGAAAUUCUUGAAAGGGUUAUAUACCCAUCUCUCUUCCAGAUGCUUGCUUCCCUGGGUUCCCUUGCUUCCUCAUUGCUUUCUCCUUUCCCUUAUCUUUAUCCUUUCUCCCAUUCUCUUCCUCUACUUUCCCUUCCCUACCCCCUCCCCAGCAUUCUUCUGCAUGAUUUUCAUGCUCAAUGUCAGAGAGAGACCCCAGCUGCUUUUGCAUUCAGAUUUUCAUUUGGCCUGGUUGCCUUUCUUGCUUCUUGCUUUUAUGUCUUGGGCAGAUUAGAGAAAUUGAGUUUCUUAAAAGGUUGCACCAAAAAAAAAACCUGUUUGGGGAAAGAACUCAAUCAAUUCUUUUAGUAAAGAGCUUAGAGAAGGGAAAAUCCAUCCUAUUCACAGAAGAGUGAAAAGCUGCUAUUAGCCAAAAACUUAAGUAGCCUCCCUUUUGGGAGACUUGCAAAUGAUUCCCAAACCUUCCCAUUCAGCAUAUUCCUCCCCUCCCCCAAUUUUUCCUUUUUGAGGAGAGACACAAGAUAUAUCUGUAUUCCUCUGGCUCACAUUUAGUAGACACUUACCUACAUGUUUAUUGAACCGAGGCAUCUUUGGGUCCACUGGGUGAACAAUUAUAGGGAAAGAAGCUUGUUCAAAGAGAUAGCUGUCCAUCAAUUCGACAUUAAGUCAAAUCAAUGAAUUUAUGUUCAUUAAUGAACAACCAUUUAUUUAACUCCUACUAAGUGCAAGUGUGGUAGAUUCUGAAAAUAUAAAGACAAAAACAAAACAUUCCUGCCGCGUAAGGGGCUUACAUUCUAUUGAGUCUGUCAGGCAAUAGCCUCCUGACUAUUUCUUGGGAAGAGCUCUACCUCUUUUUGGAAAUCGAGAAAAAUAGCUAAACCAUGAUAUUCUAGAAAAUGUUGCCAAAGCUUUUAGUGGGAAGGACAAACAGAAAGCCAACCAGAGAGUUCCAUGGGUGAUGUCAUGUAACUUUUUGUUUCCUUUGAUGUUUGAUGAAUGUCCUGCCAUCUUAUUUUUCCUUUGAGUCUAAAAUGGAGAGGAUAAUGUGCCAGACCUGGCUGUUCACAGCUGUUCACACUUUUCCUUAGCCAGAUGAUUGGGAGUUAUGACCGGCCUGUAGAGAACAUGCCUUAUAAAUUUAGUUCUAUUGCAGUGACAAUUAAUGUCAAUCACUUAAGAAUUAGCAACCUGAUCUUUCUGUUUUUGUUCUUCCACUCUCCCUGCCCUGCCGCGUUUCUAAAGAGUUGGCCUUGGAAACAGCUGGCACCCAGCAUGACUUGGUUGACAUCUGCCCUUACCUGAAAACUUAAGAAUCCCAUUCUGGGCAGAUAAUCUUGAACAUUUCGGAGGCCACAUCCCUCUCUCUCUCUUUCCAUAGUUCCUUGUUCUUUCUGCCCUUCUCUGACAAAGGUGUCUCUUUUGAGGGAAAGGGGCAUUCUGGACUUGGUGGCUGAUCAUCCUCUCUAAACACUCUACUAUAUCUUCCUUUUGAUAUGUAGUUUUUUAGAAUCUGUUUAGGUCCUAACCCAAAGUUUCUCCUCCAGCCAUUUGUUUCCCUAAAACUCCAAUCAUCCUCUUUCUUAGGAGUCUUGGGGGCUCUCCUUGCUGCGCCCAUCUCACUGCUGUUGGAAUCCUUAUUCUGAUCUUCGCCUCUUAUUGUAACUCCAAGGGAUUGAGGGGGGGUUCAGAGGAAUCUCAUGGCUUCAUUCUCUAGCAUUUUCAAAUAUCUCCCUUUCUCCCUGGGGAAACAGUAUAAAAAUUCUUCUUAUUAGGUUCAGGCUUGUUCUCCCCUCCCAAGAACCUCAACACACUUGGGGAUGGGAUUAGGUAUGAGCAAGUUAGGGAUUCUUGGUUAGAUUUUCUCUCUUUGUCUACUUCCGAGAGAACUCUCUUGGCUUUCUCUUGUAAGCUAUCAGCUUAUGGGUAAGGAAUCUUUUUAAGCUCAACCAGAUGGCUUGUGGAGGAAUUUCUUGGAUCAAAGAUUGAGUAGGCACUGUUGUUUAAGCCUGUAUUCUUCCUGACCCAUUUUUGAGCUUUCUUACUUUCCAUAGUCAUCUCUUAAAAAUGGAUAGCACCUUUGCUGGGUUAGCUAUGGAAAGAUAGUUUUAGCUCCCUUCUAAAUCUGAAGGCUCAGCUUCUAAAGUUUUUCAUUUAGCAAGGACAGCUGGGUUGGACCAGAGAAGUCUACAUGGGAGCAAUCUUCCCCCUCUUAAGCUCCACAACCAGAUGUUAAAGACCAUAUGAGAUAGAAAAUUAUCAGUGUCAAGCAGAGAGGCAGUUGAUCACUUAGUGAAAAGACAGUAGGCAGGAAAAUCAGACUUGGAUUCAAGUUCCAUUUAUGCCCUUAAUUUGCUUUAUGAUCUUAGGCAAGCUGCUUCCUGACUCUAAGCCUCAGGUUCCUCAUGGGUAAAAUGAGGGAAUUAGACUACAUGAAUCUCUAAGGUCUCUUCUGACUCUUAAGGUAUGAGCUCUGAUCUUCUACAAGGGGGAAGGUUGAGCUCAUAUUCUCAGGACCUAGAGAAGCACCAGAGUCAUCUCUUGAUGUGACUUUUCUCUUGUUCCAUUCCCUUGAUCCAGGGCUCCAUAAGAGAAGUAACCAUCAGUCAAUAAUAUCAGGGUCCUCUGAUAGCUUAAGAGAAAACCCUCAGAUGAAUUUUAGCUAAUGUAGUAAGUCUGUCUUUUGCUUGCUGUGCUCAGAACUCCUUGGUGCCUUGAGGUGCCUGAUGGUCAAAGUUAGUUAUCUGUUUGACUCUCUUUGAGAUUUGGUUCUUUCAAAGAGAAGGUAAAUUGUAUCUAGCCAGGGUGGAUUACGAUUGAUAGUAAGGGUAGAAAUGUUUGGUUUCCUUCACUCCCCUUCCCCCAAAAUACAUCAUUCAGUACCCCUUUUUUCUUUGUGAAUAAAAAGAAAGUCAGCAGUUUUCUGGCUUUCUCUUUCCUGUCCACCACUGCAGUGCAGAGUUAAGAGUGGGAAGCUGUUAAUAGACAUACCUUCUUGCCUCCAGUCUCAAAUUCUUCAUUACCUUUUAUAUUUUUCUCUUGAGGACUGUUUCCACACAAGUAAUUGACCCUUUGUAAACAGAUCUUUAGCAGAUGGGUACUUUCUCCAUUUUAUAGGGGUUAAUUGAUGUGGGUGCUAUAUACCAAUACAGUGUUUGAUGAACCUUAAAAAUGUCUCUGGUAACUGUAAAUAUUUCCUGGUGAAUUGGUGGAAAGGAAGGGAAUAUGCAUUUAUAUUGCACCUAUUAUAUACCAGACACUGUGCUGAGUGUCUUUGCUGUACAAAUAUUAUUUCAUUUGAAUUAAGAUUUCCUUUGGAUACAAUGUCGAUUCCUUUGUCCCAUCUCAGACUAAAUUUGGGAUAAGUUUCUUGGAGUCUUUCAAUGGCUGCUUAGGGACUAGGACCAUACAUAUGGCUUUUGAAUGACAGGAUUCACAAACGUUGACCUUACUGCUGCUUUUGAAUUGGUCUUAUGACUAAAUACUGUGCUUUCCUCUUCUGCCCCCUUAUGGAAGGGAUUCUGUGUAUCUUGACUCAUGUGGUUUUGGAGGAAGGGGGCAGUCAUUUUAUUCAUGCCUUCUUACAUAAGAUCAUUUUUGUGUCUAGUGAGAUCCAUUUGAGGUACCAGGGGCUUGGACUUGGGAUUUGAAAGUUGUGCUGCCCCUUCCUUAAGCGACCCCAGGAAAGUUGUUUUCCUUUUUUUUUUGGACUCAGUUUCCCCUCUAGAAGACUCUACCUUCUUCCCUCUUCCUCUUAGUGACAUGCAUGUUCCACAAAGGCAGCACUGUGCUUUCUAAGAAACCUUUUCUUAACUUGUUGGUGGAGAUGCGAGUCAGUCAUUAUUUCCUUGCUUCAGGUUGUAAAGACCUACCUGAAAGCUAGAUUCCCAUAGAAAACAUCACUCCAGUCUUUCCCUAUUAUCUUCCAUCCCUCCCCACCCUCCACUUAGUCUAAUUUGUUUCCCUUGCAAGUUCCCUGGUCCACAAGUUCUUUAAGAAGCCUUUAUGUUGUGCCCUAAUUUCUGAAGGAAUUUCUCCCACCUCUACUAAUUUUUCUGCAUGAUUCCUGGACUUAUUUUAGAGCCGCUUUUCUGGAUUCUGGCCUCUUUGCUCACAAGUGACAAGCAUCUCUUCCAGGGAUGCCCAGAUGCCAGGUGCCAGGUGGGAAGACUAGAGCUAAUACCAUGUAUUCCAUCUAAUCUAUCUGGGGACAAGAAACUUGAAGAUUCUGGGCUGUUCCCUGCUGUGUCUGCUCCUACUCCCUGCUGAUCCCCAGCUCCAAUCCCAGCCUUUGCCUCCCAACAUGUCUGCUUCCUACUUUUGUUGAUGGUAACUUAUGAGAAUUUCAUAAUUUUCUAGUGAUUAAAUAUUUAACCGUGAAGCAUUUCAAGUAACGUUAAGAUAAACGUACGCAUCAUUUAUACUGACAUCUCUUCCUUAUGAAAUGCUUUUAAGUUUGACAACAAACUUCCUUAUGACAGAUGUCAGUCUUUUCUUAAAGGGACACUAUCUCCUUGUUCUAGAAAGUGGCUCCUCAUGCUCAGUAACUGCAGGCCAGGAAACGGUUUCUUCCAGAAAUCUGUCUCUGCUGUUGACCUAGGAAAACUGAGUCUUGAGUUUUGGAGCAGGAUACUGAGACCCAUGUACACUCCCUGGUGGUAAUAAGUUAUAACUGCACCAACUCUUCCACUGAGGGAUGGCUAUUUGGUUAGUCAGCCAGGUGAUUUCUGCUGUUUUUAUGGACAAGGAAGUGAGAUUUGGGUGGGAAGGACGCUUUGGUUUGAAAAUGCUUUAGGCUUCUGGUUCCAGUUUUCCGACAAUGUCUCUUUCAAUUAUUUCUCAACCCCUACCCAGGUCUGAUACCACUUUCCCCCACCCCUCCACCCCACCCCCAGGGAUGUCGGAAUUAAUUAGGUUAUGGUCACUGUGAUCUGAAGCCUUGCCCUUUUUUUUAAGAUAUCUGCAGAAUAAUUCCAAUGAUUGAUUUUUGAAUGAAUAAAGUUUUUGUUGAAUAAUGAAGCUGGUCCCAUCUUCUGUUGUAUAACCACGGUCAGCCUCUCUACCUAUAGUAAUGGGCCCUCAGUAGUCCUGUUGCCUUUUACUCUCUGAGAUGGGUAAAUUCCAGGUCCCCUUCCCCUUUGUGAAUUCUCUUCCCCACUCCUUGUCUUGGGGGACUAACAUCGGCUUCAGACUCAUAAAUCUGGAGUUUGAAAGCACCUCGAGGGCCAUCUAGUCUAAUUCCCUCAUUUUCCAUAAAUACCUUUUGUAGCUGGGACAGCUCACAGGGCUACAGCUUCAGAAUGUUUUGGUUCCUGCCCCCUCCUGCUCUGCUCACUGACUUCCUAUAUGUAGGCAGGCACGGCACUCCCACUCUGUGUGUACAGGACGGACUGUCCAAGGGCAGUCGUCACCUGGUCCCACCCACCUCACAGGGUUGUUAUGGGGAUCCUGAGAUGAUGGACUGAAGUGGUCACUUUGCAAAGCUGAAAGUGACAUGUAAAUAGAAAGCAUUAUAAAUUCUGAUUGUUUCCCCACUUAGGAGUUUUGUCUUGUUUGGAAACAAAUUAGGCAGUUCUUAAAAAGCAGCAAAGUUUUUUGGGUGGUAGGAGCCUUUCUCAUUUUUUUGGUUGGCUUGCUUGCUAGUCUGCCUUCUUCCCUGCUGGAGAUGCCUUUCUGCCUGGAACUGUAUGUGUGUGUGUGUGUGUGUGUGUGUGUGUGUGUGUGUGUGUAUGUGAGAGAGAGAGAGAUAAAGAUGCAAAGAUAGUGUCAUGGCUGUGAGCGGUUUCCAGUCCCUGUUGUUACAGGCUGCCAGAUGUUAGAGAUGCUGAAUAUUAUAGGUGCCUGUGUGGGCCAAAUUGCAUGCCUCACCUUAACUGCCCCCAACCCCUCCCCUAGUGCUCUGUGUUGUGUAUGUUGUCAGUGUCGCACCAAUUAAACACACUACCUGGACUGUCCUCUCUUUUCCCUUUGUGUGGACCUAUUGCUUUUCCUUCUCUUUUUAUGUUGUUUUUGUUUUGAUGUUUUUAAAGGUCUUUUUUUGUGUUUUUUUUUUUCCCUUUCUCAUGAAAUCUUCCUCUGUUCUUUGGGAUAUUAUCUGAAUCCAAGUAAUAUUCUUCAAAAGAGAACCUGCGGUUUAAGAGAAGCUAGAUGCUAAAUGUCAAGUGUCUGCCUGGUAUAGAAGGAAAUGGAGUGGACAGAAUCCUGGCUCUAGUAUUCAUUCCCUGUGUGACCUUGUUAAGCCAUUUGAUCUCUCUGGGUGUCCGUUUCCUCAUCAGUAAAAUGAGAGGGUUGGAUACUAUCGCAUGAUAGGACACCGCAGACCACGUCCGCUGGCGGACAGAAACCCCCACAAUAUCACCACAAAUUUCUACCACCAUAAUAUGACUCCAAAAUAUUUUGUCAAACUGCAGGGAAAAAAUAUUCUUAACUCACUUUGUGAGGUGUAGAUGUGGCCCAUAGCCUACAACAAUUUGCCGCAUCGUGGAAGUGAAGAUGGUAAUUGGAUAGGCUCCUUUCAGCUUGACUCCCCCAUUUUCCCUCUUGGUUUUGGGGUGAGCCUGAGAGUUGAGCUUUGCCACAGGCCAGGAUUUCAGAGGUGCCAUCUCAGUCUUUCUCUCCCACCUUAAGACCACAUAUCUUUCUUUGGGAUUUGUGGUUUGCUCAGCACUGUGCUGUAUAGGCCCUGUAGAAGCCACAAACCAAUGUGGCCCCUGUCAUUAAGCAGCUAUCAAUUUUGUUAGGCGACAUAAGAUAAACCUAUAAAUGAACAAUAAGAGCUAAAUUGUAUGGUACAUUUAGAUUGAUCCUGGCCACAAUUUUCUUGUUUUGGACCAAACUCUUAAGGGUGAAUGUAUCACUGGGAUAACCGAACCAGUCUCUGAAGGUCAAAGAUUUUGCAUCUGAAUAAGGAGAAUCAGAUCAAGAUUUAACCUCCACUUCCUUUUUUGGAGGAAAAAUAACCCAGGGUAUCACAUCUUGAACAUAUGUAUAAGAGAGAGAGAGAGAGAGAGAUGGAUGUAGAUGGAGGAAAGGAGAGAGAGUGAGAACCUAGAGGGAAGGAAGAAAUGAAGGUUUUUAGUAUUAAUACCUUUCACUUGCCAGAAGUAUACAUUUUCCAUGGAGAAAAAGGUAAGCUUCCCAAGACCAGGAGCCUAUUUGAUACCAGGCUCUUAAUGAGACCCCUGGGGGGAAAAGGCAUUUGUCAAGCUCCAUCAACUUCAGACACAAUUCCAUUGCCAUUCCUUGUUUGAUUUAUCAUCUGGGCAGCCACAGUAAAGGGUCUUUCCUAAUAUGGAAAGGGCUAUGAAGAUCCCCUAUAUGGAUGGCCAUAUAUAUAUACUUGGGUGAAGGAUCUUGGUUUUGUUUUUAAAGUUUUUUUUUUUCCAAAAAUGAAGCUUGUCAAAAAUUUGUCAGAGAAAAAGAGAGCCCAGUGUUAUCUUGCAAGUCUUACUCUGAUAAUAAAGGCUUUAGAAGACAAA
Molecule: messenger RNA, 9643 nt
Organism: Sarcophilus harrisii (Tasmanian devil)
Lineage: Eukaryota; Metazoa; Chordata; Mammalia; Dasyuromorphia; Dasyuridae
Gene: NCS1
Product: neuronal calcium sensor 1
Exons: 8
Coding region: 753-1325 (190 amino acids)
Molecular function (GO): calcium sensitive guanylate cyclase activator activity; calcium ion binding
Source: RefSeq, a predicted model, not a curated record